Molecule: messenger RNA, 4735 nt
Organism: Drosophila albomicans
Lineage: Eukaryota; Metazoa; Arthropoda; Insecta; Diptera; Drosophilidae
Exons: 10
Coding region: 477-4583 (1368 amino acids)
Molecular function (GO): protein binding
Source: RefSeq, a predicted model, not a curated record
CACGGCACGGAGCGAAACGCACAAAAAACGGGAAAAACUAACCCAAAACCGCGCACAACUGAAAAAUUAAAGAAAAAAACACAGGCUAAAAAAAAGAAAGAGCAGAAAAACAGUUGCUAUUUUUUUAUGUGUAUGUGCGUCGAAAAUGUCUUAGUGCAAAUGUGAAGCGAACGUUUUGAUUAAGCAAUUAAUUGAAAGCGCUUUGAGUAAUCAAAAAAAAAGAAGUGAAAAAAGAAAAGCAACAGCAAAAAUAGCGAAACAAAAACAAAAAACGGCAAGUGCAAGUGCAGUGUGGGUGGAAAUGGUUUAUUAGAAUUAUUAUUAUUAGUGCGGGGUGUGGGGCAGAGCGAGGCGGAGAAGGCGUGCAACGAGAGGGAGGCGUGAGGCGAAAAGCGCGUAAAGAAAAGACAUUAGUCAAUUUUAAGUUAAACCCAGAGUUGAAAUAAGUAAGAGGCUGAAGAGGAGAAUUUUUAAAUAUGGGUAACGUCUGCAGUUCGGGCCAGAAGAAGAAAAAGGACAAGGAUAGCUCCUCGGAAAAGUCAGAUGACUCCCCACCGUAUCAAGAGAGCAGUGCGGACAAGAAGGAUGCGCUGCUGGGCAACGAAACGCAAGAGACGAGCGAAAAGCGAGCUCCAUUGGCAGAUGUGGAGGCGUUGCCGGAGACGACGCAGUCACAAGAUACCAAUGGCAAUGCCCAAAAGCAGCAACAACAGCCACAACAGCAGUCCACACAGCCAAAGCCCAAUGCCACAGAAAAGGAUGCUAGCACACCACAGGCAGCACAGGCGCCCAGUGAUGUGGCUACGGCCAGUCCUGGGAUGGGCAAUCUGAGCAUGCUGCAGGGCAAACCGCCGCCCGGGGGUCGCAAGAUCGAACGGGACAAGAAGAUUGUGAUCUAUAUAUUGGCGGACAACAGCACCGAGUACAAGAAGCACAAGCGUGUCAUCUACAGUCUGUACAAACAUUUCAAAAGCAAGUGCCAAAACAAGGGAUUCGAUUUCAUCAUUGCCGAUGUCCAUGACAGCGACACAUGCUCCAAGGAGACAGCGGCGGGAACGGGGAGCACACAUCACGAUCAAGGCAAUGGCAAUCCCAAAAAAGAUUUCUCUCGGCUGCAGGAGGUAAAGCGCUGGACGCAAACACCACUGGAAGCUCAGGGAGGACACGAGGAGGCAGCCAAUUGUCUGUGUGAGAUUACACGCCAUGUGGCUGGUGCCUACAUUAUACCCAUUCUCUUUUUGGGCUCCACACUGGGCACCCCAAUGCUGCCGCUGACCAUCGAGAGUCAGGACUUUACCUCGGUGCUCAGUGCGGCAAGUGACGCUGAGAAAUUGCUGCUGGAGAAAUGGUAUACCAUUGACAAUUCGUAUCAGCCGAUGUGUCAUCGUCUGUACACCCAACAAAUCGAUCCGUAUUCGAGUCAGGUGAAUGGGGAAUUGAAUGAACUACUUGCGGUACUGUUGCGUCUGUUCUCCGACGAUGUGAAGGACUCGUAUCUGACCACAGUGGUGGAGCAGGAGAUUAACAACACAGUGCUGAUGAGCCAGGAGCUCGCUAAGCGUUGCAUUUGGAUACAGACGGGUGCUCAAUAUUCCCGUGCACCCGACAAUGCCAGCCAACUGGAGCUAGAGGUGUUGCGUCGCAUCACCCGCAUCUAUGCAGAGCUUAAGAAUCAGUUGUGCGAAAAGAAUCUCAUUCGGCUGCUGCCGACUAUGAAUAUACUGGACGAUGAGCUAUCGGCGGUGAUUGAGAGUUUAUUGGACAAAUCGUUGGCGGGCAUCUUUGAGGAGCAUCAUCAGAAGAGCAUUGCCCACAACACGCUGGGCGUGGAUCGUGUGCUGCUCGAGGAGCUCCAGCUCAUUGGACACUACUCCAAGCUACUCGCACAAAACUCGGCCAAUUUUGACAUUAUGAACGAUGUGAAACGUUACAUACGCGAUGCUACCGCACAGCCUUUGGUAGUGUCCGGAGCUCGUGGCAGCGGCAAGAGUGUGCUAGUGUCCAAGAUCAUGGAGAACGUGCAUCGCUGGAAGCCAGAAGCGCAGCUUGUACUCAGGUAUGCCAACCUGAGCGCUCGCUCCUCGGAUCUCACCUCACUGCUGGGGUCUAUUGCCAAUCAGAUGUCGGUGCUAGAGACCGGACAACAAUGCCAAGUGCCACAUGCACUUGCUGCUUAUGCCGGUGUCAUUCGUGAGAUACUGGGACGUCAACAGCGCUUCUUUGUGCUCAUCAUCGAUGGCGUGGAUGAGCUGCAGCGCGAUGCAGUGCUCGACUGGUUGCCGCUGCAGUUGGGCACUCAUGGCAAACUGAUACUGACCGUCAGCGAGGACGAGGAUGAGGAUGCUAGCGCUGCUACUGAUGACACGGACUCAUCCUUCGAUAUGCUCGCGGCGCUGGCGCAGCUGGGCAUCCAACAACGCUGCUUCCUGCGACUGCGUCAGUUCACCGAGCGCCAGUGGAACGACAUACUCAGCUCGGGUGGCGGCGAUUUCUAUGCAGCAAAUGGUGCACUAAAGUUGCCCGACGAUUGGAAGUCGCUCCACGGCAAGACGCCAUAUCAUGCCAAGUCAUUGUGGUGGCUCGCCUGGCUGGGACAUGUGGCGCAGCCGAUUAGCGAAAUCGGUGACAUCAGCAGCAAGAUAUUGCAAGUGCUCGAGAGCAAGUUUACGGCUGAUCAGGUGGAGCUGCUGCUGCUGAUAGUGCGCUUGUCGCCGUGGGGCAUAAGGGAGAGCGAUUGCUUGGGGGUAUUUCAGAAGAUCACACAACUGGAGGCGCAGGUCGCCUUUAAGAUCUGGUCCAAGUUCUGCUGGCUGAUGGGACCAAUGCUCUUAAGUCUGAAGAACAUUCGCAUAGCGGACCGUAGCUUUGGACGCGCCAUCCUGGCGAGAUAUGCGCAGAAACAAUGGCUGGUACAUGAAGCGCUGCGCGACUAUUUCGAUCGCCAGGACAGCGAGUUCAAAGGAGCAGCCGCCGGCUCAGCCACCACCUACAACUAUCAGAAGUACUUAAAACUGCCUUAUCAUCACUUCUGUGCGGUGAUCGAGGACAAGCCGGCGCCGCACAAAAUCGACAUACUGUUCAACUGCUUCUACUUUACGGAUCUGCAGUGGAUUGCCAACAAGGUGCAUGCCACGGGACCAGCUCAUCUCAUGCACGAUCUGCUCCAUGCCGAGUGGUUAGCGGGCCCCAAUUGUGUGGGCUAUGUGCAUAUCAAUUUCCUCAAGGAGUUCCUUGUGCGCUAUCUGCAUGAGUUGAGCUACGAUGGCCAGCAAUUCUAUACGCUGAUGAAAUACUAUCUAAAGACACGCUUCAAAGAGUCCUCAGAGCUAAAGGAUGACGAGAAGAUACGCUCGUGGUGGGAGUACACCAAUGAGCUGGAGUUUGCCUUUCUCGAGAUACUCAAUGCCGACAUAGAUGCCGAUCCCAAUGAGGAAACAACCGCAGAGGAUGGGGAAACUGCUGCUCCAGUAAAAGGAUAUGAUGUUUUGACGAAUCUGCCGCAGCCUGGUUGCUAUGUGGCUUCAAUGUCAACGGAGCGUGCCGAGAUUUGCAUUUGGGAUGUGAAGAACUGUUGUCGCAUUCGUCAACUGCAAAACAUACAGCAACCGACGGCAAUGUGUCCUGUGGGCAACUACGAGGCCGCUGUGCUCUGUCGUCGCGAGAUACGCGUCAUUAAUCUUGACGAGGGCAAGUUUAAGGUAACACUUAAAGGCGUCAUGAACCAGAAGAUGCCGUACUUUGGCCAGCAUGAUCAGCAUCACUUAGUCUGCCUCUCGCGCAAUCGCAUGUACGUGAAUCUCAUGAAUCUGGAGUCGGGCGAUUGUGUGACCACCUUUAAAGCAGGCGAAGAUCGUUUCCUCAAUUCGCUGCUAGUCUCCGGCGACGGACGCAUCCUCGUUUGUGGAGAUGAGACACAGAAGCCUUUCCCGUUGCUCGUCUGGCAUCUAUCACAGCGCAAGUUGCUCUACGAUCUGCGCAUACCACAUCAUGACUUUGUCACUUCGUUGUCGGCUAUCACACACGAGGGGUCUUAUGUCUGUGUGGUAGCCAAGGAGCUUAAUGAGCCAACGACACCCAAUUUCAUAGUUGUCUACGAUCUGCAGAGCGGCACUUUAUUCAAGAAAUGGAAGCCCAGCUGCAAUACGGUUGCCUUGGCCAUCUCUCAAUUGAAUGCAUGUGUUAUAGCUGGUCUCGAAGAUGCCAAAAUCUUGAUUUGGGAUCUGGUAACAGGCAAUUGCAAAUGUACAUUGGUUGGACAUAAUGCACCUGUAACCUUCCUUAAACUGGAUCCACUGGGCAAGGUGUUGCUGUCGUUCGACAAGGAGGGACGCGACAGCGCCAUACGCAUGUGGGAGCUCAGCACAGCUAAAUCGUUGGCCGUUUAUAAACCGCCGGCACAGAUCACCACCUCCGAGAUACUGCCGAAUGGCGCCUAUGUGGUGCUGGCUCUCAAGGAUCGCAAUGAUCUGCUGACGUUGGCCUUGAAGAAUUACGGAGACAGCAAUGCGGAUGCAUUGGAGGAUGACUGCGGCACAUUGUACGGCAAUCCCGAUAACCAGCACAAAGUCUUUCAACUUGAGUAAUUAAAUUGAAUCAAUUAACAUUAGCUAUCAUUAUUCAAAUUAAACACAUACGAUAUACCACAACAAAACAAAAAAAGAGAUUACAAAACAAACAAAAAAACUAAAUGAAAUGAAAUUAUAAUUCUGAAUUAUAUAAAAUAUCGCUAAAGAAA